GUCGUCCCCGCGGUGUCUCCGUUGAUUAAAGCGGUGUUCCCUGUAGAGAAGAAGAGCCGGAGCGGGCAGUUGAGCUCCGGCAGCAUCAUCCAUGGCGUCUCCGCUCAAAGUGUGCAUAGUGGGCUCCGGGAACUGGCGCUCAGCCAUCGCCAGGAUCAUUGGAAACAAUGCCAGGUCACUGCAGCGAUUCGCCACCACAGUCAAGAUGUGGGUGUUUGAGGAAAACAUCAACGGCAGGAAGUUGACCGACAUCAUCAACAUGGAGCAUGAAAACAUCAAGUACCUGCCUGGAUACAAACUGCCAGAGAAUGUGGUGGCUGUCCCGAAGCUCUGCGAUGCUGCCGAGGGAGCCGACCUGCUGGUGUUUGUUGUCCCUCACCAGUUCAUCAGGAAGCUCUGUGAUGAGAUGGUGGGCUGCGUCUCCACCAGAGCUCGGGGAAUCACACUCAUCAAGGGGAUAGACGAGGGCCCCGAGGGCCUGAAGCUCAUCUCUGACAUCAUCCGAGAGAAGAUGGGGAUUGACGUCAGCGUCCUCAUGGGAGCAAACAUCGCCAACGAGGUGGCAGCUGAGAAGUUCUGUGAAACCACCAUCGGCAGCAGGAUCCUGGAGAACGGGCUCCUGUUCAAAGAGCUGCUGCAGACUCCAAACUUCAGGAUCACAGUGGUGGAUGAUGCUGACACAGUGGAGCUGUGUGGAGCUCUGAAGAACAUUGUGGCGGUGGGUGCAGGCUUCUGUGACGGGCUGCGGUGCGGUGACAACACCAAGGCGGCUGUGAUCCGUCUGGGGCUGAUGGAGAUGAUAGCCUUCGCUAAACUCUUCUCUAAGAACGACUGUGUCUCCACGGCAACCUUUCUGGAGAGCUGCGGCGUGGCUGACCUCAUCACUACGUGCUACGGCGGCCGCAACCGGCGAGUGGCCGAGGCCUUCGCUAAAACGGGAAAGAGCAUCGAGGAGCUGGAGAAGGAGAUGCUGAACGGUCAGAAGCUACAGGGCCCGGCCACCUCAGCUGAGGUUUACCACAUCCUGAGACAGAAGGGCCUGGUGGACAAGUUCCCGCUCUUCACGGCGGUCUACCAGAUCUGUUUCGAGGGGAGGCCGAUCAACGAGAUGAUCUCCUGCCUGCAGAGCCACCCGGAGCACAUGUGAUCCACCUGGUGGGUCCCACAGACGCUGCUGAAGGGAUUCAUGUUCACACCAAGAUCAGUUUAACAUCAAGUUAGCCUCACUCAGCAUGAAAAGAUAAUGCCUGUCAUCAUUUCACCUAAAACUAAUGUGGACCAAUGGAAACCAAAAACCAGAGCUGCCAGAAUCCAACAGUUUUUUUUAUUUGUUUGUACAAAAGAGGAAACUGCUCUCAGUCGUCGGGUCUGCUGACCUCCUCCAUCCAAACGUGUAGUUUAACAGAGCAGACGUGCGUUUCAGUGCUGCACGGUAGAUAUUUGACACUUCUCAUUAUUUCCUGUAUCUGUCGAAGCCGGUCUCUGAUUGGAGGAAAGCAUUUACAGCGAUCUCCACCUUCCCCUGGCUGGUAUUUUCACAUGGUGCUCCUCAGACGUUGAACUCAAAUCCACCAGCGCCACCCUGUGGUUAAACAGCACAAAACAUCAAGCUGUUGACAUUUUAAAGGAUGAGUCUGGUUUAUUACAACAACAAUCAUUUUUUGGACAUUAUAUUGCCUUUAAUCUGACGGACACAGUGACAGGGAGACGGGAGGGUCAGGGAGAGAGAGAGGGGCCACGGGUGGGACUGGAACCCGGGCCGCUGCUGUGAGGAGUGAACCUGAAUGAUACGCACUCUCCCAGGUGAGCCACCGGGACGUCCUCUAUUACAGCUAUUACUCACAGUCUUGACAUCAGUAACGUUAAUAAGACUGUACUCACCAUGUUAAAGGAAGAUUGUGGAUUUGACCUUUCUGACUGUCGGUCAUGUCCGGCUGUAGAAGCUCUUUGGGUCUCUGAGUUUCCUCCAGCUUCCUGAAUACAAACUCAUUUUACAGGUUUAAAGGUUUGUGAGUCAGACACAAACACAGACGUUAGCUCCUGAGAUUAGCUGCCAGCUAAGAGCUCAGGAUCAACAACAAACAUGUGUUAUUACAGUUUGAUAGACAGCAUCAUGUGCUGCUGCUGUUUCCCACCACAGAUGAACUAAUAACAUGAAUGGAAGCUGAAUCCAGGGCGUGGUACUGUACACGCUGCUCAUUAGGACACCUGUUGGCGCAGAGCCAUGAUUUACUUCUUCAGAUUUGGCACAAAUGUCCACUUGGACUCAAGGAUGAACUGAUUAGAUUUUAGUGGUCAAAGGUCAAAGGUCAAAGUCACUGUGACCUUACACAACCAAACCUUUUUGGCCACAACUCACAAAUUCAUUCACUAAUUAUGACACAAUUGAACUAAAAUGUCUAUGAGGAUAAAAUUAAGUAAUAACAUUUUAUAUCCAAAAGGUCCAAGGUCAACCUCACUGUGACAUCAUAAUGUUCCGCAAAAACAC
Molecule: messenger RNA, 2488 nt
Organism: Seriola dumerili (greater amberjack)
Lineage: Eukaryota; Metazoa; Chordata; Actinopteri; Carangiformes; Carangidae
Gene: gpd1l
Product: glycerol-3-phosphate dehydrogenase 1 like
Exons: 8
Coding region: 92-1147 (351 amino acids)
Biological process (GO): glycerol-3-phosphate catabolic process; carbohydrate metabolic process
Cellular component (GO): cytosol; glycerol-3-phosphate dehydrogenase (FAD) complex
Molecular function (GO): protein homodimerization activity; glycerol-3-phosphate dehydrogenase [NAD(P)+] activity; NAD binding
Source: RefSeq, a predicted model, not a curated record